Messenger RNA from Pundamilia nyererei, 2366 nucleotides. It is a transcript of the gene tcf4, whose product is annotated as transcription factor 4. Gene Ontology annotation, biological process: regulation of transcription by RNA polymerase II. Bases 78 to 1931 code for a protein of 617 amino acids. The transcript has 17 exons. The record is from RefSeq and is a predicted model, not a curated record. Gene Ontology annotation, molecular function: protein dimerization activity; RNA polymerase II cis-regulatory region sequence-specific DNA binding; DNA-binding transcription factor activity, RNA polymerase II-specific. Gene Ontology annotation, cellular component: transcription regulator complex; chromatin. Lineage: Eukaryota; Metazoa; Chordata; Actinopteri; Cichliformes; Cichlidae.
UGGAGGAGAGGACGGGUGCAGCAUCAUGGGCGAGUGGAAGUCGUUCUUCCAAGAGUUAUGCCGAUGGGUCUCAGUACAUGACGUCACAUGACAGCCUUUCACCUCCGUACACCAACUCCAGGGUAACAGGUAAAACAGAGAGGAGUUUGUACUCAUAUGGCAGAGAGUCCAACCCACACUGCCAUCAGUCCAUACUGGGUGGUGGUGAGUUGGGCUUGGGGAGUCCCGGUGCGGCGUCACCCACUAAGCCUGCCGGUCAGUACUACCAGCACUACAGCUCCAACCCGCGGAGGAGAACGCUGCACAUGGACACCAUGGACAUUCACACAAAAAAAGUGCGGAAGGUCCCUCCUGGCUUGCCGUCCUCGGUGUACGCUCCGUCUGCCAGCACAGCCGACUACAACAGGGACUCACCGGGUUAUCCCUCCUCCAAACCUCCCAGUGCUGGCUUCCCAAGCUCUUUCUUUAUGCCAGAUGGUCACCAUAGCGGCGAUCCCUGGAGCAGCAGUAGCAGCAGUAUGAGCCAGCAAGGUUACCACGGCAGCAUGCUAGGUGGCGGGAAUUCAGCCCACGGCGCUGCUCAGAGCUCCUCCUACUGCGGGAUUCACCCUCACGACAGACUGAGCUACCCGUCUCACUCGUCUGCAGAUAUCAACUCCAGCCUUCCUCCCAUGUCCAGCUUCCACAGAGGGGGAGGUGGUGGGGGCGGGGCAAAUCACUACAGCACCGCCUCUUGCACUGCCCCUACCAACGGAACAGACAGCAUCAUGGCUAACCGAGCACAGAGCACAGCAGCCAGCAGCUCUCAGACAGGAGAUGCCUUAGGGAAAGCACUCGCAUCGAUCUAUUCUCCUGAUCACACGAACAACAGCUUCUCUUCCAAUCCCUCCACCCCAGUCGGAUCCCCACCCUCCCUCACAGCUGCCAGUUCAGCCGUCUGGUCGAGGAAUGGCGGGCAGGGAGCAUCAUCGCCAAACUACGAGGCUCCACUGCACUCUCUGCAAAGUCGCAUCGAGGACCGCCUGGAGCGUUUGGACGAUGCCAUUCACGUACUGCGGAGCCACGCGGUGGGACCGUCAACGGGUAUGGCCAGCGGUCACGGAGACAUGCAUGGCCUCAUCGGGGCCGCACACACGCACAACGGCGCCAUGGGUGCUCUGGGCAGCGGAUAUGGAACGGGGCUGCUAUCGGCUAACAGACACUCCCUCAUGGUGGGCUCUCACAGAGAAGACGGCAGCAGCGUGGGCGGUUUGCGUGGAGGACAUUCGAUGGGGGGUCAGGUGCCGGUGCCUCAGCUGCCGGUUCAGUCAGCCACCUCGCCGGACCUCAGCCAGCCUGACCCGUACCGUGCUCUGUCCGGAGGCCUUCAGGGCCAGAGCACCUCCUCCGUCAGCUCGGAGAUCAAGUCUGAGGACGAAGGAGACGAGAACCUCCUGCAGGACUCAAAGCCCCUGGACACCAAGAAAGAGGACCCCGACAGCAAGGAGCUCAAAUCUAUUGAGAGCAACAAUGACGAUGAGGACCUGACUCCAGAGCAGAAGAUGGAGAGAGAGAGGGAGCGAAGGAUGGCCAACAACGCACGGGAGCGUCUUCGUGUCCGCGACAUCAACGAGGCGUUCAAAGAGCUGGGCAGGAUGGUCCAGCUGCACCUGAAGAGCGACAAACCUCAGACAAAGUUGCUGAUCCUGCACCAGGCCGUGGCUGUCAUCCUCAGUCUGGAACAACAAGUCCGAGAGCGAAACCUGAACCCAAAGGCGGCCUGUCUGAAGCGCCGCGAGGAGGAGAAGGUCACCGUGACAUCAGACGGGACUCCCCUCUCACUGGCCGCAGCGCACCACUCCGCCGCCGCCAUGGGUGAUGGGCCGAACCCCAUGGGACAAAUGUCCAAGGUGCCAGAGUUCAUCAAGAUGAUGAGUGACCACUUCCUCUGAAGGCAUUUCCAUGACAACCUGGCAAUCAAUCAAAACUGUUGUUGCUUCAGCCUGACCAAUCAGUUUCUCUGGAACCCUAACCUGACCAAUCAGAUCAGCCUUUUUCUCUCCUCUCGUCUGUCGUCUCUGACCCUCCUCUUUGUCAUCGUCUCCUUCUUCUAUCAAGAACACAAACUGCAGAGUCACGUUAGUUGCUUUCGUCACUUUGCAUCUCCAGCUGAAGUGAACUGAAUGCUUCUUUGCGGAGACCUAAAAAAUGCCGCUGUGACAUGGCUGCUAUGAAGCGGCAGCUUUUGACACAAAGUGACAGCAAUGGACAAGUCUUUGGAAUCACACCAUCGAAGAAACUUCUUCUUGUGCUACAUGUUUUAUCAGCAUUCCCAGUUUUAAAGAACAAAAGGGUUCUAUAUAAAUAUAUAUAGUAUAUAUAUAUAU